Molecule: messenger RNA, 1953 nt
Organism: Bemisia tabaci
Lineage: Eukaryota; Metazoa; Arthropoda; Insecta; Hemiptera; Aleyrodidae
Source: RefSeq, a predicted model, not a curated record
AUAUCUCACUGCCUUAGGAUGAAUUAGAAUAUUACAUUUGAAUCUUUUCAGCGCUUCAUGUGCCUCCUCACUCCUUAUUGUUCGAACUUGCGGUGAAAUUGGUCUUAAUUUUUGGCGCGGCCGUGCGGUCAGUAAAAUCCGACGAUUUUCACUGAAUUGACUGUGGGGUCCAAAGUAUUAUAUGAGUGGAAUUUUAAAGUUUAGUGAAUAUUUCUAAAAUGUGCAUUUGUUGAAUUCGGCGGGAGUCUCCGUUAGUUUUUUUGUGUAAACUUCUGGGAGGUGAAUCUAGCACGUGAAGAUUGUGAUUGGUAAAACCUAUAGAUUGACUCAACUAUCGAACAUUCGUCGGUCUUGCCCAAAAAUCAGACGGUCAAUACUUUCUCCACAAAAGCAUGUCCAUACCUCAGAUUCUUAUCAAGGGAGAACGUUCAGUAUGAUCUGACGCCAUUUCAGGGAAAGUACCCCGACGUUUUUUGAAGCCAAGCCAGAAUGGAACUCAUUUCCAUUGAGGAGGAGUUGAAGAAAAAUCCCCAGUUGAAACUGGAUGAUAUAAAGCUCUUGAGAGAUUGGAUCGACCAAGAAAAAACGGCGCCAACUUCGUUAUCUGACGUGCAGUUAGCUUUGUUCUUGCAUUGUUGUGAUUACGAUCUAGAGACGACGAAGAAAACUAUCAAAACUAAUUAUAGAUGGCGCGCUGAACAGCCGGACUACUUCACCAGACGGAAUUUUACAUUGGAUUCUGGACUGGCUCAUUCCUUGGAUACCGUGAGUUUCCUGCUUCUACCGAAGCGAUCGACCGCUGACGAGCUGAUCAUCGUGGCCCGAAUCAAAGACAACGACCCAAAGAGUUUCCUCAUGCUCGAGUCGGUGAAAUUAUUCUUCAUGUUCAUGGACAUGGUUCUGGUUAAACAUGGGAGCAGCAACGGGGUGGUUAUCAUCUAUGACUGCGAGCCAAUUACCUUUGCCCUGGCUCGUAAAACCCAGAUCAGCACCCUCAGGGCACUCCUUCACUUUCUCCAGGAGGCGGUUUCCUUCAAAGUUAAUGCGAUCCACUACAUGAACGUAAAUGCAGCUUUCAACUUCGUUUUUCAGUUAUUUAAACCAUUUGUGGCUAGCGGCUUAAUAAAUAAAUUACACUUUCACUCUCCAGGAUCUUCUACAAUUUUUGCUGAUUUGGCUCCAAAUUCGGUACCCAAACAUUUCAAUGGAGAAGAAGAGACGUCUUUCGUUCAAAUGCAUGAAAAAAUGAAAGAGGGUCUCAAGUCAUUUCAACCAUGGUUUGAGAAGGAGGAAGCGUCGUUGAUGACAUUUAUGCAAAGUUUGGAAUCGGAAAAACAGAAAAAUGGCGAUUUAUCUGAAACAAUUGGUUCUUUUCGACAGCUAGACUUUGACUGAGAAAUCUCCGGCCUGCUCUUCUAUUACAGCUUGAUUACAGCACGCAUUAGGCGUCAAGAGAUAAAACCUAAGAGCUGCAUGUGUUGGAGUUCGGGAACAGAGACUUAGGGUGUGGGGGUUUGUUUUGACCUGAUUAUAGAUUUACUGUUCCUUAUAGAAAUUGGCUCCACAUAGUUCGUAGGAAAGAAUACCAAAACCAAAGAGGACAGACAUUUCACAAAAAAAACAAGCAUCAAUAAUGCAUUGUGUGCGAUGAUAAAAUAAGAGAGUCACGCUUUUCAAUUGCUGAGUUUCAAGAUCUCUCGAUCUCACUUCGUUGAUUAUACUUAAACUUAUUUCUCUUAAUAUUAAUUCAGCAUCAAGCAUUUCAAAACACACCAGUCAGUUCCUAUUUUCAAUAUUUAACGAAUGAAUUUUGCUCUAUAUAUAAUUUCUAUGAAUCAGUUUCGAGGUUAUAUCAUUUGUUUUUAAUGACCUUGAAUUUCCGCGAGUUCAGAACCUUCUAAUAAUCUUGUAGGUAAUCGAUGAAUAAACAUUGUUGGCGUUCAGAAAAGAAAA